GGGCAGUGGUUUCCCUGAAAUCCAGGAGACGGGAACGACGUAAUGAAUUUCUGAUCGCAUGCAUGGGACAGCUUCAGUCGCUAGUCCAUCGCAGAAGAAUUCAGCUGGAUUCUUUUCCAGAUCUAAGCAACUUUCCCCCUGAAGUAGCUGUAUGUGUUUUGUCACAUUUAAAUGCUACAGAUCUUUGUCUUGCAGCCUGUGUUUGGCAACACCUGGCUGAUAAUGAACUAUUGUGGCAAAGGUGAGUUGGAAAGUUACAUAUUUUUUAAUAUUUAUUUUGAGUUUGAAAGGCGCGAUGCGGUGGAACCGACCACAGGUGAUUUUAAUUUGAUGUUUGUUUUGAACCGUGGAAUCUCAUUUACAUAGCUGUACUCUGUCAUUUCCCAACAAGUAUUUACUAUGCCAAAAGUUACAUGUAAACUCACUUCAUAUCCCUUUUUUUUCUUCUGUAUAUUCUUGUUUGUAAAAAAGGGUUGUUUAUUGCGUUCAGACUGUACGUACUGGUGAUUUUAGAAUCUAAACCAACUUGAGAUAUUAAGUCAGUCUUAAAUGUUUGCUUUGCGAUUCCCUAAAAACACUGAUAAACAUUUACCUCGAGGUGGAUUUUAUAGACGUUUUAUCCUAAUCCCAGUUACUAUGAGUAUAAACUGACAACUAACGGCCUUUUAUUUGUCGGUUUUUGGGAGAGUUUUGACUCUAUCCACUUUUGACUUAAAAAAAAAACAUUUGAGACAAAAUAUCACAUGAAUACGUUUAUAAACGCCAUCGAUCUGUUCAAAACAAUGUUACAUAUUUUAUGUUUAAAAUUUUGACUAGUUCGGUGUUAAAAGUAAAGCAUUUUAUUUAUUUGGAUAAAAGUGUUCCUCAAUAUUAUCAGUUUUGGUUGCACCUUGGAUCAUUGACCAUCAUUUUCUGUGUCCAUGUGCUACUCAGGCAGCUCAAUGCAUGGUAGUCACAUGUGUUUGUAGACAAGACAGGGUGUAUUUUAUAUUUUGAUAGUGUAUAAAGUACACUGGUGAAAACAUGGCCUAUUAAAAUAAUAUUGUGCGGUUUUUUUUGUCACUUUGUACUUGCAGUCUUGCCAAAUCCACAUGGGGAUAUGUUUCAGCUUACAAGAGGAAACACCAGGUAAUUAAAUGCACUCCCUAGAUGUAACCUCAGGAAGUCUUAGACUGCUUGCAAGCUGUCUUUCCUCUUAAAUCCAUCAAGGUCUUACUUUAGCUACAUACAGUAAUGUUGUUUGCACAUUAUCGUUUGCAAUCAAGGCGGUUAACAAAAAGGGAUUGGGACAAGAGUUCAAAAGAUAGGCUGCGGACUCUUCUCUAGUAAACGAGCCCUUUGUUGGCCCAGAAACAGAAUAGUUGACUGGUCAAUUUUCCACUGUCCCCUUUUGCAGAUCAUUGACAGUUCUGUGGGUAAUAGUUUCAAAGAAAGUUAGUCAGAACUGACCAGAAACAUUGACGGAUCCAGUGGUAAUCUCUUAGAAGCUAAAACAUACAGUGAUAUCUUGCCUACGAAGAACAGAUGGAAACUGAGCAUAUGGAUUUAGAAAAAAGUGUAAUUUCUGAGUUUUGUCUUGUCUCUCUUUGUUCUUUGGUUUGCACUCUUUUACCACAGCUUGCUGCCUCACCUCUCACUCCUCAUGUGUAUGUCUUUUGCAUGGGGCAACUUUGAAAAGAAAAAAGAUUUGGCUCAUAUUAGGUAAUCUAAGCUUUAAGGUCUGCAGAGCCUGGUUUCCUGGAUUUGAUGGCUGAAAAAAGUUCAGUGAUAUGAAUGCUUUUCAACAAAUGUUUCCUUGGUGACAAAUAAAACUGUUGAAGGCAUUUUAUACCUGCCAACCUUUUUACAUUUAUAGGCGUGACAUUUUUUAUCGUAAGAGUGCCAAGCUUUUUCGUAAGGGUCCGAUAAUACCCGAAGAUGUCCGAAGACGUUCCGAAGACUUCCGAAGAUGUUACAAAGAGUUCCAUCUAACACGAACACAGGAACACAAAGGAACAUUGACUUCCCUACUAAUAAAAGAGAAUUGGGAGAAAGUCGAUCAUCCACAUAGACUUUUCUUUUCUCUGUUUGGUUCUGGUUUUUCUAAAUAAUUAAUAUAUUUUAUCAAAAUGUGUCAGUUAAUGCUGUUAUGGCUCAAACUUUUCUACCAGGCAUGACAAAUUGGAACACAGGCGUGAGAACCAAAUUUUCGAUCUGCAUGGCGUGACAAUCACGCCUUAGGCACGACACUUGACAGGUAUAGCAUUUGUUUAGCUCUUGCGGGAACAUUUCUCGUGAAAAGGAUUUGUGGUGAAAUUUUCUUUCUGUAUUUAAAACCAUACUACAAAAAAACCCCAUUUGAUUUAGUUUGAAGCUUAUUUAUGAACAUGUCAGCUGAAUAGAGUAAUGCAAGACCUAAUUUGCAUUUGUAAAAAAGAAAAUGUUUUUGAUGGCUUCAUUCAUGAAAAUUCAGGUUAAACAGACAAAGAUGUGUCUGUAAAAACUGCCAAUGAAAGUGAAUUUCUUUGCCUUCUUUGUGCUGUUAGGAAACGCGAGUCUGAUCUUAUGCAAGUUUUGUGUCACUCUGGGGUUAAAAAGCAUUGGAUAUCCUGAGUUUGAAUUGCCAAUCAGAGCACUCGAAAAACACUAUCCACUGUUUUAGUAUAAUACACCAAAUCAAUAUAUUAUUAUUUUAUUCUAUUGUAGGGAAAGCUUUCUUUCAAACAGCUUUACAUGCUUUUAGAUGAAGGGACAUGCCUCUUCAAUUAUGAUCCUCAUCAGGUAAGGAAGCACUUAUAUUUCAUUUGUUAUGGAUGAACAUUCCUCCAAGAUGUUAUAACAUACAAAACAAGUACUGCCAUUCCAAUAGAAUGGAAUUGAUUUAUGGUCAGCAAUUAAACUGUAAACAGGCAUUAUCUUUUCUGUUAUUAAGCAUUGAUUCAACUCAGUUCUGCAACAGAAACAUAAUUUAAAACAAGCAGUAUUUAAUAGGUUUAAAAAGCAAAACAUCUUGACUCUGAACAAGCAUCAUUCUUUCUAGUAAAUUCUCUGUCUUCCGUGCAAAAAUAUUAACCCUGUCAGCCUUGAUCAGAAUGGCAAUGUGUUCAUCAGUUUGUUUUUUAAGAUUAUCAAUAGAAAUCCUCGCAACUUUGAUUUCAUCAUAAAUGCCAAUUAUGCAGGUAGAAACUAGUAAUAAUCAUAGAUUAUGGAUCCACAUUCAUCUUAUCCUCCUGCCUGUUGGAUUCCGGCAAAAUAGGAAAAGUGAGCAGGGUGGGGGGAGGGAGAGGGGUAAUUAAAUUUUUUGAAGGUGUUGUUUUUGUUGCGAGUAUCCAUCAGAUGUAGCCUAUUUUCCAUUACUACAUAGCCUGUUUCAGGCUCUCAUAUAGUGGGGAAGAUGCAAACACAUGUUCUCAAUUCAGCAGACCUAACUAUCUCGGAGCCUGGAUCGAACAGGCUAAUUACUGCAACAAUAGGAAACUUGUAUAUCAUGACCUCCUGACAUAAUAGCCCCCGAUCUACACUACUCGGUAAGUUAAAUUGGAAAAGAGCUAUUUCCUUUUAAUUAGCUAUUGCAGAGCACGACAACUCAGUGGGUUAUUUAAUUUUGUUUGAUAUUGUGCAAAGCUUUGCAAUUCUUCACAAUAAAUUCAACAUGACAAAAACUAUUGCCAAUCUUAUCAGCAAAGGAAAAUGGUCUUGAAAAGCUUAGAUUGGAACCAGGAGUCAUACCCACCUUUUGCCAAGACCAAGACUUUUAUUGAUACAACCUAGAAGACACCUGAAUGACAUUACGUCUUACAAGAAAUACUCAUCUUAUGUACCAUGCACACACUCCACAUUCGUGAAAUAUGCAAGCGGUAAACAAGAACUAGUCCAAGAACAUGAUCACCAGCAUGACAUCUGCAUGAAACCGAGACUAGAGAAAACAAAAACGAGUCCAAAAGAGUCCAGUUUCCUGCAACCAAACAACAAAUGAUAUUCUUAUCACAAACAGUUUACUUGAAAUGAUAAUAAAUGUAAGGAUAAUAUUUUUUUAUUCCUUUUGUUUUGUUCUAGGGAAUGAUUUAUCUCAUAAGGAAUAACAUAAUGGAGGAUUCAGUUGUAGAAAUUGCUAAAUUUAUUAACCGUACCGGAGUGCUCAAUGGCAAAUCAGUACGAGAAUAUCUCAAUACAAGGUUUGUUAUCCUCCCAAUAAACUCAAGACCUUUCCUUUGAAUUUCUGAAGUACUUUUUGCUGGACACUUUGAUGAUAACAUAUUGUCUGUUCACUAUUUUGUACAGACGAGAUGUUUUGCAAGAAAUUGUAAAUAUGCAGAAUUAUGAGGGAGUGUUCCUUCCUUUUGCUUUGAGGUAAUGUUCGAAAACUUUAGCUUAAGAUAGUUAUUAUACAUGUAUGUCUGUGUGAUCUGGUUCAAAACUAUUUACUGGGUUGCACACAUGGCCCCAUAAAAUGAUCAACCACAGACUGUUUACUUAAUGAGAAAUACUGUAAGACAGUGGUUGAAAAGACGUUAAUAGAAAAAGUGAACCCUUUGAUGGUAUCUUAGUGGUUGCUGGCCAACAGUGAAUGGGAGUUCCACGGACCAAAGAAGGACACAAGUUUUACAGCUGUAUUGUACCCUUAAAUUUUUCCCUGUUUGACAUAAUUAACUUUUAACACAAUCUUGUCUUUUUAUUGCAGGCAGUUUUUUGAAAGAGUCUAUCCCCCUGAUCAAAGAGGAGAAUUCUUAGACACUCUUUUAAACAAAUUUUCUGUUCAGUUUUGUGCUACAAACCCUACUACCUCCUUCACUCCUGGUAAGUUGAGAUCAAUAAUGGCUGGUUUACUGUUGCCAGUAAAGCUUGCUUGCUAAAGGCUCGUUCUCACAAGUAGCACAAACAAAAAAUAACUUGAGCAAAAGUGCAAGGGAUAGAGUGUAUUCACAUCUACAGAGCAAAAGAUAGUGUUAUCUACCAGAUAAAUCACUAUUCAGUAGAUAAGUAUAAGGGAAACCAACACUUUCCUCUGGAUAGAGAUUAAUGCAGUGGAUAGCGUUAUCCACGUAUUGAACAACUGCGGCCAGAUGUCUGUCUUGUCAAUUCAAGUAGAUUUUACUGUAUAACUUCUCAAAUUGCUCAUUAUGUUCCUUCAAGUCUCUUUAUAAGAGGUAAAGCAACUAUAUUUUGAAGGUGAUAACUCAUAACUGUAAUGGACUCAUUUACCCCUUCCGCCCCACUCUCUCUCUCUCUCUCUUUUUCUUCAUCAAAGCUCCAUUUUAAGGGUAUUUAAAACUAUCUAACUAUCUGGUCUCCACUGCUGGUCUCCUCCAACGCAUGUUCAAACUCAGGCCCUGAGAAACAGCUAGGGUCUUCAAAAACUUGGAAUGAUCAUGCAGGCUGUGAUUUAAGAUCUUGUUUCAGUUCAAAUGAUUGCAUCAUUAGCCAUUGCCUCCUUAUCCUUCUUUCGUUGGUCAAGUCUAAGGGGGUGUAAAAGAACCCACAGUAUUGUGUGAAUGGAGUAGGGGAAGUUUCCCUGGUGGACUGGUGUAUGUUUUACACAUAAUUCACAUCAUGGGCUGGAUGGGGUAUUAAGCUCCUCAAAUGGGGUGGUCGUGGCUUCCAUUGGCACCCUUGUAUGCUGAUGCCAGAGCUUACUGUUAACAUGUUAAUCCAUCACAUUUCAUCAUACAGUAUUACAGCAGUAUGUGAAUAUUUGAUGCUCAUUUUGACUUGGUUGAUCUCGAUUUGAGUUACACUGUAGCAAGUGUGAAAUUUUCAGCUAUUGCAUUUAUUUUAUUUAUUUAUUUUUUAAUUCUCAUUUUAUUUUUUUCAGAGAGUGUUUUUAUCCUUUGCCACUCACUGAUACUUCUGAGUGUGGAUCUAAGCAGUCCACAUGUAAAAAACAAGAUGACCAAAAGAGAGUUUGUGAAGAACCUGCGAGGACUUGUCCAAGGAUUGGAGACUGAUUAUCUUGGGGAUCUCUAUGACAAUGUGUAUCUAGAAGGACACAUUGCCUUAAAGGCUAAAAAAUCCACACAGAAAACCACCUUUCCGUUUGAGAGGCCUUAUGGGAAGAUUUUUCUACAAAUGUAAUCAUUAUUUAUAAAUGUUAAGUUAUGUCAGGCAUUUUUGCUUUGUGUUUUGUUUGGAAGAUUUGUAACAAAAGGUCUUAGAUCCAAGUUUUAUAACAGGAAGUACAUAUCAAGCACUGUCUUAUGAGUUAGUUAACAAGUAUCAUUGUAAAAGCUAGGUCUUCAUAGUGGCAAAAAGGUUUUAGAAAAAGUACUACUGUAAAUGAUUCAUAUAAUGGACGAAAACAGCACCCACUUUUGUAAAAGUUGGUCCAAAUUAGGUUAGCCUAAGAGGCAAAUAAUGGAUUGUCGCUGAAUACACUUUUUUUUUGUAUGAGAGUAUUUAGGGCCAUUUGUCAAACAGUGUAUUUGUAAGCAGUGAAAUAACCAAGGUUGUAGCCUGCGAUCAGGCGGUCCUUCUUUGCUUUUGUACGACUUUCGCGUUUUCCCUAAAAAAAAAACACCUGAUCGGAGAUUACCAAGGUCGGCCGUCGUGUGUAGUGAUAUACCAUAUCCCCCCAUCCACAGCCCCCCUUCCCCCCACCCCUCUAAGAAACUGUUGGCCAAAACCCAAAACUGGAUUUCUGUCAACGAAGGCGCUGAGUCGACGCUUAGGUUAACAAACUGAAAGACAGUGAUUUGUUUGAAAUUAUCCACCUGACUCUCGACCUCUUUCAACACCAGGUGCAAAAGAAGGGAGUUUAAGCAGUGACGUUUUUGAGCGAUGCACGUCAACCGGAAGUGAGCCUUUUUUCACUUUUAAUAUGCCUUAAGACCACGAAAUUUGUAUUGCUAAGUUUUUUUUUACUCUUAUAGAGACGAUUUGUCCAAACAUUUGUUCAAAAUCACGGCUCAAGACUACAAAACGUCCACUUCCGGUUGACGUGUGUCGCUCAAAAGUGUCACUGCUUAAAAUCCUUAUUAUACCGUAUGCUAUAUGUAUAGCCAAAGCCCUUGGCAGAUCCUGAUUAUUUGUAAUUAUCAAAAGAUGUGAUUAAUAAACUUUCU
Porites evermanni is the source of this 7037-nucleotide messenger RNA. NCBI's taxonomy places the organism in Eukaryota, Metazoa, Cnidaria, Anthozoa, Scleractinia, Poritidae. The record is from the annotation of a GenBank genome assembly.